GGGCGCGGCUGGCGGGCCCCGGGGGGGCGCGGCGGGGCGGGAGCGGCGAGAGUCUGCCUGACCCGGGUGGGUUCCGGCAUCUUGACCCACGUUUGGUCAGGUCACUCUCCUGAGUGACACCGCCGUGGCGUCAGAGGAGCUGUCUUUCGGCCUGUGCGGCGGGAAACGCGGUGGCCUCAACGUCCUAAGAGUCAUCCAGCCUGCUUUGGAUUUCUCCUGGUUUGGAUUAUACUUUUGUCAGUGAAAGGAAAUGGACUAGUAACUUGCAAGUUUUCUGGUCAAAGUAAAGAAGCAGUCCUUCCACUCCUCUUUGAAGAAUUUAACCUUGCUUUGUGGGAAGUCCCUGUAAUGGUACCUUCCCUGAGAAGCUGAAAUCCACUAAUCACCGUUCUUCAAAAUGCAAUGGAAUGUAUCAAGGUCUAUAUUCCGACUGGCACAUAGGACAUGCAUGGAACCACACUGUCAAAACAUAAAGGGACAAUUACUUUUGUAUAAAGCUGAAUCCAGAGUAGUUUUGGUACAGGGCCCUCAAAAACAAUGGCUGCACUUAUCAGCUGUCCAAUGUGUUGCAAAGGAAAAGAAGCCAUUUACUGCUCAUCCACCCCAACCGGGGGUCCUUCACCAUCAACAGUGGGAGCAAGAUAUUUUAUCCAAGAGGGUUAUAUCAUCCAAUGCCACAUCCCCAGGAACUCCUUCGGAAAGAAAGGAAGAGCCUGAUCCUUUACAAGACAAAUCUAUUAGUCUUUAUCAGCGAUUUAAGAAAACAUUUAGACAAUAUGGAAAAGUUUUGAUUCCAGUACAUCUAAUAACUUCUGGUGUUUGGUUUGGAACAUUUUAUUAUGCAGCCAUAAAAGGAGUGAAUGUCGUUCCUUUUCUAGAACUCAUUGGGUUACCUGACAGUGUAGUAAACAUUCUGAAAAAUUCCCAGAGUGGAAAUGCCCUAACAGCAUAUGCCUUGUUUAAGAUCGCAACACCUGCCCGAUAUACCGUGACUUUGGGAGGAACCUCCUUUACUGUGAAGUAUUUGCGUAGUCGGGGCUACAUGUCAACACCACCUCCUGUUAAGGAGUAUCUGCAGGACAGGAUGGAAGAGACCAAGGAGCUUCUCACAGAGAAAAUGGAAGAAACAAAGGAUAGACUCACUGAAAAAUUACAGGAAACCAAAGAAAAAGUUUCUUUUAAGAAAAAAGUGGAAUAGGGUGCCUUAUAUAACAAGUGACAGACAAUUUCUGCACUUUAACCCUUUGGAGACUGCGCAAAGAUACAUGUUCCUGAUUAUUUUUUUGAUUAGCUGCCAAAAUAUACCAGUUCUCUGAGGGUUAAAGACUUAAGAUACCUUUUUAAGGUUAAAUAUUACUAAAAAAAAUCAGUGUUCUUUUGGGAAAAAAAAAAUGAACCCAGGUUAGAAUGAACAUCAAUACCAUUAAGCAGUGGUUAAUGUCUAAUAAGUCAGAUCUCUUUUUCAGGGUCUUCAGAAUCAUAUUUGCUUUGUGUUUUGUUGCAACUAUAAUAUAUGCAAUUGGGGCAGUUGACUCCUUGAAUACCUGAUGUGGCCCUAGACAGGAUGUUAACACUGGGUUUUCAUCUUUAUGUUAUACAUUGAGCUUUUAACUAUAUUCAUUUCUCAAUGUGGAGACAAAACAAUUAUCAAAACUGCUAGUGAAUAAGAGGAUGUUUAGUGUUUCUGUAAACACAGUAUAUAACAGUUACACACCAGUUAAAAUAUACACUUAAGGAAGUUGAAUAAAAAUGGAGUCAUACAUGUGUAAAUAAGAUGUAUUGGUUAUAUGUAAAUGAAAAAUUGAACCUUUGAAAAUGAUUUUUACCUGAAGCUUGUCAUAAUCAAAUUUUUUAAAACAAAUAUAUAUGGCCAUAUACACACCUAGAGCAUAAA
Molecule: messenger RNA, 1894 nt
Organism: Felis catus (domestic cat)
Lineage: Eukaryota; Metazoa; Chordata; Mammalia; Carnivora; Felidae
Gene: MIMS1
Product: family with sequence similarity 210 member A
Exons: 6
Coding region: 398-1198 (266 amino acids)
Cellular component (GO): mitochondrion
Source: RefSeq, a predicted model, not a curated record